AUUAGAUAGCAGUCUAAUACGAUGAUAAAAAUCUCUAAUAGAGGGGGUUAAAAUCUCAUAGCAUUGCGAAAAUUCACAUUAACCGGAAAGAUAUUGGAUAGGCUCCGGAAUAUCGCCAAUCAGUACGUUGGCAUUUGCCCGAAAUGAAUGAUCGAUCGUAAAGUAUUUUUAUAUUCUCAUUCUUUUCGCGUCUUUUUCCCACGCAAUUUUUUCUGGGUUAUUGACUUAAGGUUGAACGGCUUCGCAUACAUUCCGCGUACAUACGUUUUCUGUAUCAUCUUAGGGCAUAAAAAAUGGAUUCACGAAAGUUUGCCAGCCUAGAAACUCCAGGUUAUGUGGGCUUUGCCAAUUUACCAAAUCAAGUACAUCGAAAAUCUGUAAAAAAAGGCUUCGAAUUUACACUAAUGGUCGUCGGUGAAUCAGGACUUGGAAAAUCAACAUUAGUUAACAGUCUUUUUCUUACCGACUUAUAUCCAGAACGAAUUAUUCCAAAUGCAACGGCAAUGGUAGAACUUUGUAAAAAAACUAAUCAGGUGGUAAGAUUGGAUGCUUCUACAGUAGAAAUUGAAGAAAGAGGUGUGAAACUUCGUUUAACUGUAGUUGAUACUCCGGGAUAUGGAGAUGCGAUAGAUAAUACAGAUAGCUUUAGAGCUAUCAUACAAUACAUUGACGAUCAAUUUGAGAGGUUUCUUAGAGACGAAAGUGGUUUAAACAGAAGAAAUAUCGUCGAUAAUAGAAUACACUGUUGUUUCUACUUUAUUUCUCCGUUUGGUCAUGGACUUAAGCCAUUAGAUAUCGAAUUUAUGAAACAACUGCACAAUAAAGUCAAUAUAGUACCUGUAAUUGCUAAGGCUGACGUCCUGACAAAAAAAGAAAUAUUACGGCUGAAGAAGCGCGUCCUUGAAGAAAUCGAGGAAAAUGGAAUAAAAAUUUAUCCCUUACCCGACUGUGACAGUGAUGAAGAUGAAGAUUAUAAAGAGCAAGUAAAGCAAUUAAAGGAAGCAGUUCCUUUUGCAGUUUGUGGAGCGACUACACUGUUAGAGGUGAAAGGAAGAAAAGUUCGUGGAAGACUUUAUCCUUGGGGUGUUGUAGAAGUGGAAAAUCCAGAGCACUGUGACUUUAUCAAACUCAGAACUAUGUUAAUCACUCAUAUGCAGGACUUGCAAGAAGUUACUCAAGAAGUUCAUUAUGAAAACUAUAGAAGCGAAAGAUUAGCCAAAGGAGCACCAGUCCCUCCUAGACGUCAAACGGUUAUCGAUAGUGAUAAAAACAAUGCUGUUUCGGAAAAAGACCGUAUUUUACAAGAAAAAGAAGCAGAAUUACGAAGAAUGCAAGAAAUGUUAGCUGUAAUGCAAGCACAGAUGCAACAACAGCAGCAAUAAAGUUUCGAGACACCAGAUGCUAAAAAUAAUGUGUGUAAGAUCUGAAAAGGAAGAAUAUCUGUGGAUUUUUAGAUAAUAUAUCUUAUAAACAUCUAAGAUUAAUUAACAGGGGCAAUUCAAAUUUUUUGCCUAACCUACUAAUUGGAUCUCAAGUGCAUCAACGAUUAACUGUGUUCUCAUAUUAUAUUUUAUUCUUUAAAGAAUUAAUACUCUUAACAAGAAACAUGACAAGCAAUUCACUAUCUACUGAGUGGUUUCAGCAACUUUUAUCAAAGAAAUUAAUAGUGAAACCUAUGAAGUGCCUUGCAGUUGUCAUUCUUGAUUACAAAUUUUGUUACUUAUACUUUUACUACCUUUUUAAAAAUAUAUAUAUAUAUUACAAAUUAAGAAAGAAAUUCGAUAGUAUUGCAAGCCAAAAUUAAAUACCUAUGCUUUUUAUAUUUUUGAAUGAAACAAACAUAUUAUCGAUGCUAGACUCUUCUAACAAGAAUAGGAAAAAUUAAAUCUUUUCC
Ceratosolen solmsi marchali is the source of this 1894-nucleotide messenger RNA. It is a transcript of the gene Septin1, whose product is annotated as Septin 1. The transcript is spliced from 7 exons. Lineage: Eukaryota; Metazoa; Arthropoda; Insecta; Hymenoptera; Agaonidae. Bases 294 to 1382 code for a protein of 362 amino acids. The record is from RefSeq and is a predicted model, not a curated record. Gene Ontology annotation, molecular function: GTP binding.